ACUUUAUUUAUAAUAAAACCAUAUAACUAAGUCUCUUUCUCUUUGAAAACAUUUCAAUAUCUUCAUUGAAAGUUAUUAUCUGAGGAUUCAUAAUUGCAGAGUUGUUAAAAUCGCGUUUCAGAAAGGAUGUCUUCAACUAAUGGUAGUGUAGGGCACAUAGUUUCUUCAUCAUCAGGGAUGAGUUCACAUCUUCAUUUCUCUUCCAAUACUCUUGAGGAAACUUGUUCAAAAAAGACCCCUUUUAUAACUCAGGAGCCUGGAGUUCUUCGUUCUAUUGCUUUCCGUGAGUAUAUGAAAGAAAACAGCAGUAGUUCCUGGACUGCAGAUUCACUGUCUGAUUUUCUUGAUUUCCCUGAAAAUAGUCGUAUCGAGUCUAAUGAUCUACAGCACACUGAUAGUGUUGAUUGUAUCUUGCCACCACCCGAGGAUAUUGGCAAGCCUAAUGAUUGGCAGGAUUGGGCUGAUCAGCUUAUUACUGAAGAUGAUGGUGUAACGCCAAAUUGGAAUGAGAUUCUAGUUGACACUCCUGUUGCCGACCAAAGUCUAAAGAUGGAGUUUUAUGCUGCAAAAUCAUCCAAAAGUUCACUUUCAGUGCAAGUAAAAGCUGUUGUUCCUGCAUCACCCGGGGACUCUUGCACACCAAUGACACCGUCCUCAUGUGGGAGUGGGUCCCAAAGCAAACCUCGAAUGCGUUGGACACCAGAACUUCAUGAAGCCUUCGUGGAGUCAGUCAACAAGCUUGGUGGAAGUGAAAGAGCUACCCCUAAGGGAGUAUUAAAGCUUAUGAAAGUUGAAGGCUUGACAAUUUAUCAUGUAAAAAGUCAUCUACAGAAAUAUCGGACAGCAAGAUACAAACCUGAACCUUCAUCAGAAGGACCUUCAGAGAAAAAGUCGACUCCAGUUCAAGAAUUAUCGACAUUGGAUUUGAAAACGAGUUCAGAGAUCACUGAAGCAUUACGAUUACAGGUGGAAGUUCAAAAGAGAUUACAUGAACAACUUGAGAUCCAAAAAAACUUACAGCUGAGAAUAGAAGAACAAGGAAAAUACCUCCAGAUGAUAUUCGAGAAGCAAUGCAAAUUCGGCGUGGACCAAAUCCGAACAUCCUCAUCCACUCUUGAGAAGUCAGAAGCUGAGAUGGCCCAUGAAAUUUCAAGCCCUCCACCCAAAACUGAAACACAACCCGACCCACUUAAAUUUGGACCACCGUCUGAAGAAGCUUCAAGUCAGGUAGAAGUUGACCCUUCAGAAUCACAGCCUUUAAAGCGUGCUAAGUUAAACGAGUCAUCAAGAGAAUCAUCAUGAGAAUUGUCACAAAAUGUAAAUACAGGCAUCGUACCUUGCUUUCCAGUUAAACAACUCAUUAGUUAUGAACGCUAAGUUGGCGAUUUCCUGAUGCAGUUUUGGUGUAUCCUAGAAAUGAAGGGUUAGCUAGGUAGGAGUAUUAAGUUUCAUGUUGUAGAAACGCUACAUUUUCCACCUUUGCCGCGACCUUGAUUUGUUUUAGUGUAAAUAUGUAUUGGAUUUGCAUUA
Erigeron canadensis is the source of this 1530-nucleotide messenger RNA. Its product is annotated as protein PHOSPHATE STARVATION RESPONSE 1-like. The transcript is spliced from 8 exons. NCBI's taxonomy places the organism in Eukaryota, Viridiplantae, Streptophyta, Magnoliopsida, Asterales, Asteraceae. The record is from RefSeq and is a predicted model, not a curated record. Gene Ontology annotation, molecular function: DNA-binding transcription factor activity; DNA binding. Bases 127 to 1302 code for a protein of 391 amino acids.